AUGAUAGCAAUGGCGUUGGAGAUGUUGCGUCCUCGUGUUGAGGCGAUAUCAGCUGAAGCGAAGAGAACCAUAUGCCAAAAUGUUUUGCUUCCUUUGAUUGAACGCUCCACUUUCGACAAAAUCAUCGACGUGGUACUGCGUGUCGUAUCCGAAUUGGUUAACUGCGCGAAUCCCGGUCUUCCACUUCUUGUUCGUUUACAGAGUGUAGUCGAGAAGCGAUACAGGACAAAUGGUGAACUGAUGAAAAUGUUCUUGAAAGUUGUGCUCUUUGUGUUUGAGCAUCCACUUCUGCUUACAUCUGAUUAUGCGGAGAAGUUGGAGGACGCGUUCCAUUGGGGUUUAACCGCA
Ostertagia ostertagi is the source of this 348-nucleotide messenger RNA. The record is from the annotation of a GenBank genome assembly. NCBI's taxonomy places the organism in Eukaryota, Metazoa, Nematoda, Chromadorea, Rhabditida, Trichostrongylidae.